AUGAACACCAUGAGCUGCGAGGGUGACAUGAGGUCUCUUUUGAUGGCCCUUACAGUCAACCCGGCCGAGCGGAGGAGAACACAAAACCGACUGGCAAAGCGAAAGUCCCGAGCCAAGGGAAAGAGUGCCGCAGCAGCCGCCUCAGCAACGAGCCAUGUCGCGUCAUCAUCCACAGCAACAUCAGCAACAACGACGAGGAGGUCAAGAAGCGCUUCUUCUUCACCCCCAACGGUCACAGCAAGUGUGCUUACGCGUCUUUACGGUACCAUUGUCACGAGAGUCUGGGCUAAUGAGAUUCUGCAGGACCUCACAUACACCGCAGCACUUGCCGAUCCGUUCGGUUCACUUCAGACCCCGCCGCAUGAGUCGACCCAAGACUUUGGGCAGGCAGCAGUAAUUUUCCCUGCUUCGGAAAUGGGAGUGUCUGGAGAAGCUGCUCCACGGACGCUGCAACGAAACGCCGUCACUGAUGACCUUGACGCGAGCUCAUAUUCGGCUGGAAUCCCCCACAACUUGAACACUGUCGAAUUCAUCGAGCCGUGGACAUUAGACGCCAGCAUGACACUCAUGACACCAAACAGCAGACACGAAGACAUGUCAGACCUUUCAACAGAAGAUAUCCUCACAUUAGGGUUUGCGAGACCAACUCAAGGAAGCCCUUUGCACAUUGCAGCAACACACGGCCACAUCAAUGUGGCUAAAACGCUGAUCCUCCACGGUUCGGAUGUCAAUGCCGCGGAUAAAGCUGGGCUGGCCCCAAUUCACUACGCGACGCAAAACAACCAAGGUCCUAUGGUGACCAUGCUUGCGGAGCAUGGAGCUGACGUCGACUUCUUGGACCCGGACGGUUGCACGCCUCUCUACAGAGCGGCAGAAAGUGGGAACAAAGCAAUGGUUGAGCGUUUACUGCGACACGGAGCGAAGCUGAGCUAG
Molecule: messenger RNA, 933 nt
Organism: Colletotrichum paranaense
Lineage: Eukaryota; Fungi; Ascomycota; Sordariomycetes; Glomerellales; Glomerellaceae
Exons: 3
Coding region: 1-933 (310 amino acids)
Biological process (GO): protein K6-linked ubiquitination
Cellular component (GO): BRCA1-A complex; BRCA1-BARD1 complex
Molecular function (GO): protein binding; ubiquitin-protein transferase activity
Source: RefSeq, a predicted model, not a curated record